GUCACUUUAGUGCUGUGUAGUACAAAAAUCCUUGUAAAUAUGUGGUUUAAUUUGUAACCCAAUGUUAGGAGUUGAGAUGAGAUCCAAAUUAGUUUUCUAGGGCUGAGGUGUAAAUCCAGAGAUCCUCCAAAGGCGGCGCCAAAAUCUUAAGUUGUAGCCACGUAGCAAAAUGCUUGUUUCUUGUGAUACAUUUAAAUUUUGUCAGCUCCUACUCAGCUCCUUCCUUUCCCUGGAAUCAAUCCGCACUGUUCCUCAUAAACGAUAAAUAACGACAAUCAAUUAAACAAUCUUCAGUUGAAAAUCGUGCACUGAAACGAUAAUGAAGGCUAGAUUAGUAGUGUUUCCAAUCAGGGGAAGGAACUGGUGCUUCAGCCGAUCGAUAGAGUCAUCACAAUCUGAAACUCUGUCUUCUAAUACUCCUUCUACAUUGAAAGAUCUCUGGAAGAAGAUUUCAUCCAAAUCAGCUCAUAACUCGUUCAACUCUAAUGUUGAAGUCGUCGUUGAUUUCGCCUCCAAUAAGAUGAACAGAGCUUGGAGUAAUUUGGAAAAAGCGCCGGCAGGAAGUUUAAAGAACAAACUUCACGGGCUAGGGUUGCGGCUUCUCUCUCGUGUUAAGCCUUCAGAGAUCUUUUUGAAAUCCAUUCCUAAGGAGGUAACACGUGUUGACAUUACCUAUCCCUCAAGUUUAAAUGGACAGCUUGUUCGGCGGAGGCUACGUCAUAUUGCCUUGAGAAAAAACCAGAUGCUUGAAACUCUGGCAAAGAGUUCAUAUCCUUACCACGCUUGGUUGGAUUUAAAAUCUCUUUCUGCUGUGGAGGAACAUACUCUAGUUAAGGUGCUACCCUUGCCUAAUAUACCUUUCUUUUGGGUCUUAUUUCGGACAUACUCUCACUGGAGAGCUCUUCAGGGAAGUGAAAAUCUUCUUCGAUUAGUUACAAACAGCUCCCAUCACCAGAAUUACCAGAAGUCAGAUAAAGGAACAACAGACAAGAGUACAAAUACAAAAGAUGACCCACAGAGAACAAACAACUGCAUUAGUCGACCAUGGGUAUUAUUGCCGUCAGAAGACCUUCAAAAGCUUAUUCGAUCUGGACAAUCUAAUGAUAGUCUAAGUGAGCCGACCAUAUCUGAUAUCUGCCGGAGAUUUAACUUGAACACAAUGGAUGUUAUCAAGUACAAACACUCACUGUACUGACUUUUACCAAGUGCUGCAAGUCAUUCCAUAUAUCAAUCUUGAAAGAACGGGUCAUGAGAAUUUGAAUGAUCGAAGCAGCUUCCCAGACACUACAAGGCUAUGAAGAACCAAGGGAUUUCAUAUCAAUCUUUACAACUACUUCAGGAGGACUCAACAAAAUGCUUUUUCCCCUAUAUUUUCUGAGAAUGCUGGGAAGGUGUCCUGGUUCAAUUAAUUCUGUCUCUAUGCAUUUGCUCCCUUGUAUGACAUCUCUGAACAGGAAUGACAAAAGUAACAACAUUAGAACAAAAUAUCUGCAUCCACUACCGCUAACAAAAAUGUUACCUCUAAGUUUCCUUGCUUCAAUUGUGUUUCCUGCAAUAAUAUCUUCCUAGAAUUGUAGCUUAGCUUUGUGGACUCGAAAGCUGUAUCACUUUUAUUUUGUUUUAGUGGUCACGAAGAAGCUUAGUUUCAAAACUGUGGCUUCAUGAACCAACUUGUAUUAAAGCGUUAUGGUGCUUGACCGGAA
Lycium ferocissimum is the source of this 1703-nucleotide messenger RNA. RefSeq lists its product as uncharacterized. The record is from RefSeq and is a predicted model, not a curated record. Gene Ontology annotation, biological process: potassium ion transport; proton transmembrane transport. The coding region runs from base 320 to 1195 and encodes 291 amino acids. Gene Ontology annotation, cellular component: mitochondrial inner membrane. The transcript has 8 exons. Lineage: Eukaryota; Viridiplantae; Streptophyta; Magnoliopsida; Solanales; Solanaceae.